CACCCCUUCCCUCCUUGGACCUUCCAGCUUCCCGCUUUCCCCCGCCGCUCGGGACGCGGGCUUGGUGAGCAGUUUCGCCGGUGUCUAGGCCUGCGCACUGGCAGGAGGCAGACUCAUCCACCUUUAGCUGAGAUGGAAGAUUUUCGAGGGAUAGCAGAAGAAUCAUUUCCAAGCUUUCUAACCAAUUCAUUAUUUGGUAACAGUGAGAUUUUGGAAAAUGUCACUCUUUCUUCAAAUCUUGGCUUGCCUGUUGCAGUUUCCACACUUGCUAGGAAUACAUCCAGCACUGAAAACAGAUAUCCUGAUAUCCAGGCAUCUUACUUAGUAGAAGGGAGAUUUUCAGUUCCAUCUGGGUCAUCUCCCAGAAACCAGAGUGACACUGAACCAAUAGAGAGGGUACAGCUUAGCUUCCAGGAUGAUGAUUCUAUCUCUAGGAAAAAGAGCUAUGUGGAAAGUCAACAUUUGUCAAAUGCUUUCAGGAAACAGUCAGCUUUCCAAAUGGAGACAGUAGGACCAGAAGAGGAGCCAGGUGGAGCUACAGAAUCCUUGCAGGGCCAAGAUUUCUUCGACAGGGCAUCACCAUUGGAACAAGCACAAGACUCACCUAUUGAUUUUCAUCUACAGUCAUGGAUGAAUAAUAAGGAACCCAAGAUUAUUGUGCUUGAUGCUGGAAAACAUUUUGAAGACAAGACUCUAAACAGUGACUUAAGCCACACUAGCUUAUUAGAAAAUGAGAAACUUAUGCUACCGACAAGCUUGGAAGAUUCUUCUGAUGAUGAUAUUGAUGAUGAAAUGUUUUAUGAUGAUCAUUUGGAGGCUUAUUUUGAGCAACUGGCAAUUCCAGGAAUGAUGUAUGAAGACCUAGAAGGACCAGAACCUCUAGAAAAAGGUUUUAAAUUACCUACAAGUGAUCUUAGUCAGGCAAAUGAAAACAGUAGCUUAAACUGCAAGUUUCAAUCAGAAAAUAACAGCUCUCUGAUUUCUUGUGGCUCACACUCUUCUGAAACAACUUACAGAGAUUCUCAGGAAGGCCAAAUUAUUUGUCUGCCUGGGACUAAUAACUCUGUAGGUACUGGAGGCAGUAGAAGGCACACAGAUGGUAUGUUACCAUUUUCCUGUGAUACUUGGAGAAUUGAGAAAGAAAUGGAAAAUUUGAACAAUUUUGUUCCAGAUCUUAGCAGCGAAAGUGCAAGAAAAGAUGUUUUGGUGAAGACCCUCAGGGCUACUGACGUGAAACUUAACUCUGAUAAUUUUCAUGAUGCAAAUGCUGAUGGUGGCUUUGACCCAACUGACCCUGUAAAACAGGAGACAGAGUGUCCUCAUCAAAAUAAGACAGUUUUGCACAUGGAUGGAUGUUUGGACACUGAGACUCCUAAAAUGUCCGUUCAAGAAAAUGUGGAUGUAGCGUCUUUGAAGCCUAUCAGUGACAGUGAAAUUAAUUUCACUGAUGCCGUUUGGUCACCAACUUCUGAAAGGCGAACAUGUGAAUGUCACGAGUCCAUUGAAAAGAAUAAAGACAAAAGAGAUCUCCCACAGAAUGUGGUCUAUCAAAAUGAAGAGGGUAGGUGGGUGACGGACCUUGCCUAUUACACAUCUUUUAAUAGCAAACAAAAUUUAAAUAUAUCUCUAAGUGAUGAGAUGAAUGAAGACUUCAGAUCUGGUUCUGAAGCAUUUGAUUUGAUUGCACAAGAUGAAGAAGAAUUUAAUAAAGAGCAUCAGUUUAUACAGGAAGAAAACAUAGAUGCUCAUAACACUUCAUUUGCACUGGGCGAUACGUCCUGGGGAGCUACAAUUAAUUACAGUCUGUUGAGGAAAUCACAUAGCACAUCAAAUUUGGAUAAAGAUGAUGCCAGUUAUUUACGUCUAUCUUUAGGAGAGUUCUUUGCUCAAAGAUCUGAAGCUCUUGGUUGCCUUGGUGGUGGUAACAAUGUAAAAAGACCAUCAUUUGGCUAUUUUAUUAGAUCACCAGAGAAGAGAGAACCUGUUGCCUUGAUAAGAAAAUCUGAUGUAUCGAGAUGUAAUUCAGAAAGAGAAAUCGCUCAUCUUAACCAUGAUCUAUAUUCAGCGUACCAUUGUCAGAAACUUAUUUUUAUUACUGACAAUUUCUUCAUGAACAACAAACCCCAAAGAUACCAAGACAAGCUACCAGAUAGUGGUGAUUCUAUGCUUAGGAUCAGCACUAUUGCUUCAGCCAUCACAGAGGCAUCAGUUAAUGCUGAUCCUUCCCAACUUGCUGCUAUGAUCAAGGCACUUUCAAAUAAAACCAGAGACAAGACUUUUCAGGAAGAUGAGAAACUAAAGGACUGUUCUCAUGUGUGUCAUUUCUUACCUAAUGAUUUAGAAAAAAGUAAUGGAUCCAAUGCAUUUGAUAUGGAGAAAUAUCUUAGAAAAACAGAAAUUAGUAGAUUUGAAAAUGGAAUGGAAAACUUUUCAAGGGCUGGUAUAUCUGAUAUUUGGGAUUUAUCUUUGCCCAAAGAACCAACUGCUCAAGAUAUUCAUACAGUGGAUGUAAGUGCUACUAGUAUAAGUAUGAGGGAACCAGAAGAAAACACAGCAGCUGUUGUUCAUGUUGAAAAUGGGGAGAGUGAGAACCAAGAGUCAUUUAGAACUAUAAACUUUUCAAAUUCACUUACAAAUAUGAGAGAGAAUGGCAGUGCAAUAGUUGAUGUGAAGACAUGUUCCAUUGACGACAAAUUAGCAGAUGUUGGUAACAGUGAAAAAGCCACCUCAAUUUCUACUCCAUCUGAUAGUUAUUCAUCAGUGAAGAACCCCAGCAUAACAUCCCUUUGUCUGUUAAAAGACUGUGAAGAAAUACGAGAUAAUAGAGAAAAUCAGAGGCAGAAUGAGUGUGUCACUGAAACAAGCAGCAGUGAAAAGCAUGUGACUUUUGAAAACCAUUGCAUAGUCUCACCUAAAAAUAGCGAUUUGAAAAAGACCUCUCCUGAGCAUGGUGGACGUGGCUCAGAGGAUGAACAGGAGAGCUUCAGACCUUCCACAUCACCACUGAGUCAUUCUUCUCCUAGUGAAAUGUCCGGAACAAGUUCAUCAGGAUGCACGUUAGAGACCUUUGGUUCAGCAGCUCAGCAGCAGCAGCCUCCCUGUGAGCAGGAAUUGUCUCUCUUGGCCUGCUCGCCUGCUGGUAUGAGCAGGCUGACGUAUGUGUCCCAACCAGAGAGCUCCUAUCCUACCACAACCACAGAUGAUGGCCUGGAGGACUGCAAGAGUGAUAUCACCAGCGAGUUGAGCACCACAAUUAUUCAAGCCAGUCCAGCCCCAUUGGAGGAACGGGAUAUGGAAAAAUUGAGAGAAAAAGUUCCAUUUCAGAAUAGAGGGAAAGGAACAUUGUCAUCUAUUAUCCAGAACAACUCUAAUACUAGAAAAGCAACUGAAACUACUUCUCUGAGUAGCAAGCCUGAAUAUGUGAAACCUGACUUUAGAUGGAGUAAAGAUCCUUCCUCCAAAAGUGGAAAUCUGUUGGAAACCAGUGAGGUAGAUUUGACAUCAAACCCUGAGGAAUUGGACCCAAUCAGGCUGGCUCUCCUGGGCAAGUCAGGUCUGAGCUGUCAGGUGGGGUCAGCCACAUCACACCCUGUGUCCUGUCAGGAGCCUGUAGAUGGUGAUCGAAGAAUAAUUCCUAAAGAUAUGUCAACUGCUAGCCAUGAGUUCAGUGGCCGGGUUUCUCAUCAGACCACCUCUGAAAGCCAGUGCGCUCCUAUUCCCACAAGCACAGUUCAUGGUUCUGUGACUGACAUGCGGAGCAUGCCUGCUGCUCUGCAUGCAGUCUUGAUGCAACCCUCUCUCAGCACAGCUCCCUUCGCUCAGCAGUAUUUGGGAACUCUCCCUUCAGCUGGAAGUGCCGCCUUGCCUCAGUGCCAUGCUGGCAGUGCCACAGUCUGUGGCUUCUCAGGAGGCCUUCCCUAUCCAGCUGUUGGAGGAGAGCCUGUGCAGAACUCAGUGGCUAUGGGAAUUUGUCUAGGACCAAAUAUCAGCUCUGGAUGGAUGGGUACCUCUUCCGUCUGUAACCCAUAUUGUAAAUCCUUAAAUGAGAACCUGCUAAGCACAGCAAAACCUUUCCCUGUGCCGUCUGUUGGUACGAACUGUGGAACUGAACCAUGGGAUUCAGGAAUGACAUCAGGAUUGGGGAGUGUCCGAGUGCCUGAGGAGUUGAAGCUUCCUCAUGCCUGCUGUGUCGGGAUCGCUUCCCAGACCCUCCUCAGUGUGCUCAACCCAACGGACCGUUGGCUGCAAGUCAGCAUUGGGGUCCUCAGCGUUUGUGUUAAUGGUGAAAAGGUGGAUCUUUCAACACAUCAUUGUUUAGUUUUCAAGAAUAAAGUCAUCAUAAGACCUCAUGCCACAGAAGAGAUAAAAGUGCUUUUUAUACCAUCCAGUCCUGGGGUUUUCAGAUGCACAUUCAGUGUUGCUUCUUGGCCAUGUUCAACAGAUGCUGAGACUAUCGUACAGGCGGAAGCUUUGGCCAGCACCGUCACUCUCACUGCCGUUGCCGAGAGUCCUGCUAUUGAGGUAGAAACAGAAAAGAAAAAUGUUCUUGAUUUUGGUGACUUGACUUACGGAGGCUGGAAAUCCCUCCCACUAAAAUUAAUAAACCGGACGCAUGCCACUGUACCAAUUAGACUGAUUAUUAAUGCUAAUGCCAUAGCCUGGCACUGUUUCACAUUUUCCAAGGAACCCGUCCGAGCGCCUGCAGAAGUUGCUUCUUGCGCUGAUGUGGUCACUCGGCUAGCAGGCCCUUCUGUGGUCAACUGUAUGAUGCCUGCUAGUUAUGAUGGACAGGAUCCAGAAUUUCUGAUGAUUUGGGUUCUUUUCCAUACUCCAAAGAAACAGAUCAGCUCUUCAGAGAUUCUGGACUCAGCAGAAGAAUUCUUAGCAAAAGUUGAUAUAGAAGUUGACAGCCCAAACCCGACACCAGUUCUUAGAAGUGUGAGUCUCCGAGCAAGAGCAGGAAUAGCUAGGAUCCACGCUCCCAGGGACUUGCAGACGAUGCAUUUGUUGGCCAAAGUGGCUUCCUCAACAAAGCAGCACUUACCUUUGAAAAAUGCUGGGAACAUUGAAGUUCAUUUGGAUAUCAAGGUCCCAGAACAAGGAAGUCACUUUUCAGUGGAUCCUAAGAAUCUGUUCCUUAAACCUGGAGAAGAACAUGAGGUUAUUGUUUCAUUUACUCCAAAGGAUCCUGAAGCCUUUGAGGAAAGGAUCUUGAAAAUAUUUGUGCAGCCAUUUGGACCUCAGUAUGAAGUAGUGUUAAAAGGUGAAGUCGUUUCUUCAGAAAGUAAACCACUGCCACUUGGACCUUGCUUAGAUAUUCCAUCAAUUUUGUCCAACAAACAAUUUCUGGCUUGGGGAGGAGUCCCUCUUGGUAGAACACAGCUUCUGAAACUAGCUUUAAGAAAUAAUUCUGCAUCUACAACUCAACAUUUACGACUGCUUAUUAAAGGACAAGAUCAGGACUGCUUUCAGCUUCAGAACACUUUUGGUUCAGAACAGCGAUUGACCAGUAACUAUGAGAUCAGAAUUCACCCAAAGGAAGACAUUAUCAUCUCUGUAUUGUUUGCACCUACUCGAUUAUCUUGCAUGUUGGCUAGACUGGAAAUCAAACAACUUGGAAAUCGAUCACAACCAGGCGUUAAGUUCACAAUACCUUUGUCUGGAUAUGGAGGAACAAGUAAUCUUAUUUUGGAAGGCGUUAAAAAAUUAUCUGACAGUUACAUGGUAACAGUGAAUGGCUUAGUACCUGGCAAAGAAAGUAAAAUCGUUUUUUCUGUCCGCAACACUGGCUCCCGAGCAGCUUUUGUUAAAGCAGUAGGUUUUAAGGAUUCUCAGAAAAAAGUUUUGCUGGAUCCUAAAGUAUUGAGGAUUUUUCCAGAUAAAUUUGUACUCAAGGAAAGAACACAAGAAGAUGUUACUUUAAUAUAUAAUCCAUCAGACAGAGAAAUCAAUAAUAAAACUGCAACAGAACUAUCAACUGUAUACUUAUUUGGUGGAGAUGAAAUUUCAAGACAGCAAUAUCGAAGGGCCCUGUUACAUAAGCCAGAGAUUAUAAAACAGAUACUUCCAGAACGCAGUGUGCUUCAAAACAUUAAUUUUGCUGAAGCAUUUCAAGAUGAGCUAUUAAUAACUGAAGUAUAUGAUCUCCCCCAGCGGCCUAAUGAUGUUCAGCUUUUUUAUGGAAGCAUGCGUAAAAUUAUACUUUCAGUAAUUGGAGGAUUCAGGGAUUGCAUUUCUAGCAGAGAAUUCCUUCAGUCUUCUUCCAAAGCUAGCUUGGAAUCUACAAGCGACUUGGGAGCUUCUGGGAAACAUGGUGGCAACAUCUCUUUGGAUGUUUUACCAGUCAAAGGUCCUCAAGGUUCUCCUCUUCUCUCACAAGCGGCUUGCCCGCCUUCGGAUCAGCUGGCCUCUGAAGAGCCGUGGACUGUCCUCCCCAAGCACCUGAUUCUGGUAGCUUCUUCUCCUUGUGACAUGGCAAAAACUGGACGUUUCCAGAUUGUGAAUAACUCUGUGAGGUUAUUGAAAUUUGAGCUGUGCUGGCCAGCUCAUUGCCUCACAGUCACACCGCAGCACGGAUGUGUCGCACCAGAGAGUAAACUACAAAUUCUUGUGAGUCCUAAUUCCUCCUUAUCCACAAAACAGUCAAUGUUCCCGUGGAGUGGUUUGAUCUAUGUACACUGCGACGAUGGACAGAAGAAAAUUGUAAAAGUUCAAAUUCGAGAAGAUUUAACUCAAGUGGAACUUUUAACUCGUUUGACCUCCAAACCAUUUGGAAUUCUUUCCCCAGUAUCUGAGCCUUCAUUUAGUCAUUUGGUCAAACCAAUGACAAAACCACCUUCCACAAAAGUUGAAAUAAGAAACAAGAGUAUUACUUUUCCUACAACAGAACCUGGUAAAACUUCAGAGAGCUGUCUGGAACUCCAGAAUCAUGGCACCAUAGACGUGAAAUGGCAUCUGUCAUCUUUAGCUCCGCCUUAUGUGAAGGGAGUUGAUGAAAGUGGAGAUGUUUUUAGAGCCACCUAUGCAGCAUUCAGAUGUUCCCCUAUUUCUGGUCUACUGGAAAGCCAUGGGACACAAAAAGUCUCCAUCACAUUUUUGCCCAGAGGUAGAGGGGAUUAUGCCCAGUUUUGGGAUGUUGAAUGCCACCCUCUUAAGGAGCCUCACAUGAAACACACGUUGAGAUUCCAACUCUCUGGACAAAGCAUCGAAGCAGAAAAUGAGCCUGAAAACGCAUGCCUUUCCUCAGAUUUCCUUGUUAAAAUAGAUCAUUUAGUUAAGCCCCAAAGACAAGCUAUGUCAGAGGCUUCUGCUCGCAUUCCUGAGCAGCUUGAUGUGACUGCUCGUGGAGUUUAUGCCCCAGAGGAUGUGUACAGGUUCCUGCCAACUAGUGUCGGGGAAUCACGGACACUCAAAGUCAAUCUGCGAAAUAAUUCUUUUAUUACACACUCACUGAAGUUUUUGAGUCCCAGAGAGCCAUUCUAUGUCAAACAUUCCAAGUACUCUUUGAGAGCCCAGCAUUACAUCAACAUGCCUGUGCAGUUCAAACCAAAGUCCACGGGCAGAUUCGAAGCUUUGCUUGUCAUUCAAACAGAUGAAGGCAAGAGUAUUGCUAUUCGACUAAUUGGUGAAGCUCUUGGAAAAAAUUAACUGGAAUACAUUUUUGUGUAAAGUAAAUUACAUAAGUUGUAUUUUGGUAACUUUAUCUUUCUACACUACAAUUAUGCUUUUGUAUAUAUAUUUUGUAUGAUAAAUUGGAUGUCUAUAAUUGUAAAUUUUUUUGUUUUUGCAAGCUAAUACUGACGACUUGACUGAAAUAUCAUGUAUCUAGCCUACAGUAUUGUACUUAACUUUUACAGGUGAGAAGAGAGCUCUGUGUUUGUAUUGAUUAUGAUAUUCUGAAUAAAUAUGGCACAUAUUUUAAUGUGGUAUAUCCAGAAA
Messenger RNA from Cebus imitator (Panamanian white-faced capuchin), 7938 nucleotides. RefSeq names its product centrosomal protein 192 (gene CEP192). Bases 133 to 7647 code for a protein of 2504 amino acids. Lineage: Eukaryota; Metazoa; Chordata; Mammalia; Primates; Cebidae. The transcript has 45 exons. Gene Ontology annotation, biological process: mitotic spindle assembly; protein localization to centrosome; centrosome-templated microtubule nucleation. Gene Ontology annotation, cellular component: pericentriolar material; centriole; cytoplasm. Gene Ontology annotation, molecular function: protein kinase binding. The record is from RefSeq and is a predicted model, not a curated record.